This is a messenger RNA of Miniopterus natalensis, 1091 nucleotides long. Lineage: Eukaryota; Metazoa; Chordata; Mammalia; Chiroptera; Miniopteridae. The record is from RefSeq and is a predicted model, not a curated record.
CCUGGUGGGAGGACGGGCUCAGGAGAAAAUGUCCCCACGGGAAGGGCUAGGAAAGCAGACGCCUCAUCUAAAUCGCGGUCGCUUUGUGGUAAUUGCCAUACCUGCAGUAUUGUGUAAAUCCUGGAGAGAAAUGUGUGAUUUUUGAUGGGCACAAAAGUCUUCUCUGAAGAGCAUUGUACAGUUACUGAAGGAUGGCAGAAGCAGUGUUGAUUGAUCUCUUUGAUUUGACACUGAACUCUCAGAAAAACUUUCAGACAUUACUGAAGACAUUGAACGCUGUUCCACACCACCAUGCGGCCAAGACCAAGUUCCGCUGCAUAAUGUGUUGCAGUAACAUCAGCUGUGAAAGGAACAGUGACCGUGAUUCUUAUGAUUUAGAAACAAGCAAUGGGUUAUCAGCUCUCUUGAGAGAAUUUGAGACUGUUAGCAAUCCCAGUAUGGCUGCCUUGUUGUAUACCAUUAAACAAAAAAUUGAUGAAAAAAAUCUCAGCAGCAUUAAGGUAAUUGUACCCAUGCACCGGAAGGCAUUAAUGAAGGCUUUUAUUGAUCGACUCUUCACCGAUGUUUACAAUUUUGAGUUUGAAGAUUUACAGGUAACUUUGAGGGGAGGUCUUUUGAAACAGUCCACGGAGAUAAACAUGAUCACAACUCAAGAACUAGAAGCUAUACAGAAUGAAAUAGAAACGUAUUUGAGAAGUCUGCCAGCACUGAAAGGAGAAUUAACCAUUAUCACAUCUCCUUUGAUCUCAGCAGAUAUUUUCAUACAUGGAUUUACUACAAGAACAGGUGGGAUAUCUUAUAUACCAACUCUCAGCUCAUUCAAUCUCUUCAGUAGUUCCAAACGGAGAGAUCCCAAGGUAGUUGUUCAAGAGAAUCUGCGUAGAUUGGGAAGUGCUGCAGGAUUUAAUGUGAAGAAAUUUUACCGAAUAAAGGUAAAAUUGUGUUUCAUAUUUUAGAAGAUCUAAAGUAUAUUAUUGACUCUGCUAAUGUUUAGUGGACUUAAAUCAAGCUACUUAACUUUUGCAUCUGGCGUUUUAUCUAAAACUUUAGGAUAAUGCUUUCAGUUGAUCAGUAUACCAUAGCCUACAAAU